This is a messenger RNA of Naegleria lovaniensis, 1257 nucleotides long. RefSeq lists its product as uncharacterized. The transcript has a single exon. Lineage: Eukaryota; Heterolobosea; Eutetramitea; Acrasida; Naegleriidae. The coding region runs from base 1 to 1257 and encodes 418 amino acids. The record is from RefSeq and is a predicted model, not a curated record.
AUGCUGCCUAAUACAUUACAUGUCGUCAUCACUUAUUUAAUGAUGGCAGCAACUGUCAUCAUUACUCAUCCUGAGUUGAUUGAUUACCCAGGUGUAAAUAGUCAUAUCAAUGUCAAUAGUUUCAUAUCAAAAUUAAAUAACCUACAACAAGAAUUGUUGAUGUAUAAAGCAUGCUCAUGGGAUGAAAAGUAUUUGAAAAGACUUCAAUUACUUGCUUGCUCAUUAAUCCCUCCAGUAAUGCCUUUGCCACCAGAAGAGCCAUAUUAUACUUCCAAAAAAUUUAGAACUAAAACUCCAUUUUGUGGGCAAGGACGAAGUCAAUACCGAAAACCAAAAAGUAAGGUGGAAGGAGUUGACAAUUAUGGAAAAUGGGAUGACGAUAAGUUGAUGGAUUUCACUCAUUUAACUCGUGCUGAGUUUGAAGAAAUGUAUUCUAGGAUCAAAUUAGAACUGUUAAAGCCAAGAAGAUAUUAUGACUUGAGAAGAAAUAUCAAUACUAAACGUGAAUACAGAUACUCAAAACUUACUCCAAAAAACAGAUUACUGCUAAUCUGUGUUUGGAUGGGAUCAUAUUCCAAAUUUGCUCUGCUGUCAGAAAUGUUUGGAGUUUCCAAAGGAUAUGUUUGCAUGGAAAUCAAACAUAUUAUUCCCAUAUUAUUAUCGGCCUAUAUGAACGAGGUUGUUAUGCCAGGACAUUUGACUGUAUUACAAGGAAGCUCUAACAUUGAUAGACUAGUAAUAGGCGCGCUUGAUGCAACGCAUUUCAGAAUCUCCAAGCCAAGUGUAGAUCAGGCUAUCUAUUAUCGUGGUGACAAAUGUAUCCAUUCUUUCAUCGGACAAGCGUUAGUUGAUCUUCAAGGCAGAUUUUUACAUUUUACGGUUGGUUUUCCUGGAAGCAAGAACGACAAAGAUGUAUUAUUCUUCAGUAAUAUCCAAAAAUACUUACAGGGUGUGAUGGUCCUUGCUGAUGGUGGAUAUCAAGCAAAAACAUUCAAACAUGGAGUUGAAUUGGUACUUCCAACAUCAACCAUCAUCAGAAGUAAGCCUGAUCUCUUUGUGCAACACAAAUCUGAGAGAAUGAUUGUAGAAAUGACCUUCGGAUAUGUAAAACGAUUAUCAGCAACGGCAACAAGAUGGAGACAAAGAAAAUCUUUGCUUCCAUAUGUUGCAAUGGUAGCUGUUCUAUGUUCGAACGCUAUUUUGAAAAGCAAUCCGUUGGUUAAAACCAUGCCAAACACUUUGUUCAAAUUUCAAUAA